UAUAGUGAGUGCAGGGUCCGGGGAGAGCAGAUAUAGUGAAUGCAGGGUCUGGGGAGAGCAGAUAUAGUGAAUGCAGGGUCUGGGGAGACCAGAUAUAGUGAAUGCAGAGUCCAGGGAGACCAGAUAUAGUGAAUGCAGGGGUCCGGGGAGAGCAGAUAUAGUGAAUGCAGGGUCUGGGGAGAGCAGAUAUAGUGAAUGCAGGGUCUGGGGAGAGCAGAUAUAGUGAAUGCAGGGUCUGGGGAGACCAAACAUAGUGAAUGCAGGGUCUGGGGAGACCAGAUAUAGUGAGUGCAGGGUCUGG
Messenger RNA from Staurois parvus, 301 nucleotides. Lineage: Eukaryota; Metazoa; Chordata; Amphibia; Anura; Ranidae. The record is from the annotation of a GenBank genome assembly.